AUGAUCUUCCUUCCCGUUAUUGGCCUGGUUGACCCUGAUAAAUUAAAGCUUGGCGAUUUAGUUGGUGUCAACAAAGAUAGUUACCUGAUUUUAGAUACUCUGCCAUCUGAAUACGAUUCUCGGGUCAAGGCCAUGGAAGUUGAUGAGAAACCAACUGAAGAUUACAAUGACAUUGGCGGCCUGGAGAAACAACUCCAAGAGCUCGUUGAGGCCAUUGUUUUGCCAAUGACACAUAAGGAACGGUUUCAGAAGCUCGGGAUUCGACCCCCGAAAGGGGUCCUUUGGUAUGGACCUCCAGGAACAGGGAAGACUUUAAUGGCUCGCGCUUGUGCUGCACAAACUAAUGCUAAUUUCCUCAAGCUAGAUAGCCCUCAGCUUGUUCAGAUGUUUGUCGGGGACGGGGCGAAACUCGUGCGGGAUGCUUUCCUGCUUGCGAAAGAAAAGACUCCUUGCAUCAUCUUCAUUGAUGAGAUCGAUGCCAUCGGGACGAAGCGGUUUGAUAGUGAAUUAGCUCGGUCAACUAAGGAUUUCAAUGGAGCACAGCUGAAAGCUGUCUGUGUAGAAGCAGGAAUGUUGGCUCUCCGGCCAGACGCUUCUGAGGCGAACCAUGAAGAUUUCAAUAAAGUGCCAAUGGUCGGUUUUACAUUCAUCGGAGUUAGUAAUCUUUCAAAGAAAAUACAUCAGCGUUGGUUGUUAUAA
Messenger RNA from Oldenlandia corymbosa var. corymbosa, 699 nucleotides. NCBI's taxonomy places the organism in Eukaryota, Viridiplantae, Streptophyta, Magnoliopsida, Gentianales, Rubiaceae. The record is from the annotation of a GenBank genome assembly.